GCGUGCAUCGGAAAUGGGCUACUAUAUAUAUGGAGAGAGUGUAUAUCCCACAGGAUAUUCGAACGCCAAACUAAAGAUUAGGGGUUGCCCAGCUGGCCAAAAUUUGCUAAUUGCUUCAUUAAAUGUUUGCCUAAUUUCGUUCGAAUUAGCUGCCUCUCCAGCACACAACCACACACACACACACACAUACUCACGCAAAACACUCACAAACACACACAUUUAAUGAGUGGUCUUACCGCCCAGGACCUCCCACUUGACCAUCAUAAAGUAAAUCCCUUUUUCUCGAUUUGUUGCCUCCUUGUAACUGUUGCAGUCCAGCGCCAAAAACUCAGCAAGGAUAGCGGCGAGGGCGAGGGUCGUGGGGGCGAAGAGAAAGCUUCGGCGAAAGCUUUCCGCUCUCCGAAGAAAGUGUUGAAUCCACCACACCAAGCCACAAAAAGUGAGAGAGGAGGUCCUUAAGAGAGCUGCUAGAAGGGCAGGAUGAGGGGCUGGUAUUGCUUUCGGUUUGGAUGAUUGUUUUUAAAAGAGGCUUAAGGUGUUUUUUUUUUUUGAAAUGGUUUUAAGAUGGGUUUUUAUUUAAGAUUUAACUAAAAGAGGGGUGUUUUAAAAAUGUUUCUGAUAACAAAUUAAUGAAAAUUCUUCGAUUUCUUGAUUGAAUUUGAUUAAAAUCAAAUCUGUUACUUACGAAGCUUAAAACUAUUCAUUUCCCAAUUAAAACUUAUAGUUUAAACUAUAGAUAUUAUAUAAUAUUACUGUAUUACUCUUAAGCCGAUCUAAGCACGAUCAGGACUUCCUAUCUUUGUCUUUAAGAGGUGUCCCUUCUGACCAAAAAAAGCUUUCCGAAGAGAAGAUGCUGGCCCGAAGAGCGCGCUAAGAGACAUUUGCCGAAGCGGCGGUCUUUCGGCUUCUGUUGUUGUCUCGGUAUGAGUGCACACACACACACACACCACCACCACCACUCACACCCCCUACACUCACGCACAACGGAUGCUGAAUGUUUGCAAAAAGAAAAUGGAACAGAAAGCACAACAACAACAAAGUUGCCCGCCAUCGUCAUCCUCAUCGUCCUGAGCACGAAUACGUGCUUCUGCCUGUGUCUGUGUGAGUGUUAGACUGCCGCUGUGUGUGUUUGUGUGUGUGUGCUAGGAAGGACAUCGGGUGCGGAGCCGAACUCGCUCGUCUGCAGGACUUAUCUUCAUGGGAUAAAUCUCGCUGCUGGCUCCGCAGUCUGUUUCCAAUACGGGCGUCAAGCGGUCGUCGAGCGCGGCAGAACCACUGAUAUAUAUGUCCCUGAUUCAUAUACAUGGAGUGGCAACCGAAUAACAACACCGAACCGAAUCAACAACACCAAAAACAAUCCCUAAAAACGCAAAAUCCAACAAAAACAACAGGCACUAUCUGCGAAAGAGAAACCCAUCAGAAGAGAAACCAAAAGCGGCACAUGCAGGACAAUAAUAAUAAACCGAGUUGACUGAAAGGAGUCGCAAUCCAAGUAGAGCCGAGGAUAACAAGGAUAACAAAAGCAAAAAAAAAACUGAAUACUGAAAAACUUAAAAACGUAAAGCGACUAACGAAGGAGAAUGAAAAUGAAGUGCCAAAGUGUUGAAAAGAAACCAAAAUUGAAAUUCAAGUAGACGUUAAACGUAAACGUUGAGAAAUUUUUAAAAAAUAGUCAGUUUCGGUAUCGCGCGCAUUUCCGUUUCCGUUUCCGUUCUCAGUACCAGUUUCGUAUCCUCCGUUUCCGCUUCCGUUUCGUUUCGUUUCGUUUCCGUUCCGUUUCGUUCGGCACUUUUCAAAUGGCUACCAGCUGCUUAUGAUGGAGACAUUCCUCGUCCUGGGCCUGUGUUUCAUCCUGUACGAGGCAUUGGAUUUCUUUCAGGGCUGCAUCCACAGCAACACCCCCUCGCCCAGUGAUCAGAUCGAGGCCUAUCGCCGGGAAUUGGACGAACAGCGCCAGCAGCAGCAGCAGGAGCAGUUCCUGGCGGGAUUGACGCCACUGCUGGGCGCUCAGUUUGCCGCAGCAGCGGCCGCCGCUGCCGCCGCCGCCGGCUCCCAAUCGACGCUGGGCAGCACGACCACGCCCACCGCCUCCACGGCCAGCGUUAUCAGUGAUUCCUACGACCAGGAGUCGCAAUCCCAAUCGCAGUCCCAGUCCCAGUCCCAGUCCCAAUCGCAGAACCAACAGCAGUUGCACUCCCUGAGCACCCCAGGACUCUUUCGUCCCGCCGCCUUGGGCUACUACGACCCGGAGGACCCGUUGCACGCCACAUCCUCGCUGCCCAGGGACUACUACUAUCUGCAGCAGCAGCAGCUGAAGAACAAGGCCAGUUCCAGGUCCCUGCUCUCGAAGUUCUCGUCCACCAACUCGGACAAUCGCAUCCACCCCGAGGCCGGGGCCGGAGCAGGACACAGUGUCCUUGGGGCGUCGGUCAUCACCAGUCAGCCCUUGCCAGCUGGUGAGCUGCCACCCAGCCUGUUCGAUCAGCCCGGACAGCCACCGGCUGUGGGUCCAUUGCAGCUGCAGCCCUCAUCCCCGCUGUUCGUGGAGCUCAAGCGGGCCAUCAUCUGUCAGAACAAGCAGGGCCAGGGAUCGUCCGGAGAGGAGUCCGCCGAGGAGCAGUGCCCGCAGUGCGAGGAGGAGCGAGAGAGUCGCUACCUAGACGACGAGGAGGAGGAGUACCCCUCGCCCGGGGAAGAGGACGACGAGGACGAGGCAGAGGCAGAGGACCAGAAGGAUCGCGAGCCGCACAACUACGUGGGCGGCGCCACCAGUGAGCCGGACAUUUGCGCCGCUUCGCGCCACCAACAGCUGCCCCGCAUCCACCACAUCUCCAUCGACCAGCAGGAGCACCGACCCUCGGACCUGAACAUCGCCCUCGUCGGGCCCGCGCUGGCCGCCAACUCGCACGCCGACUUCAGGGAGAUCGAGUGCGAAAGGCUGCGACGCAAGUGCGUGAGCGUUAAGCGCAUCUAUAGCAUAUCGGAGAAGUUCUAAAUCAGAUCACCACUCUAUAUCUCCCAAUUCGAUAUCUCAGUUAUCAGCUCAUACCUGUACAAAGUCCAGCUCUCCCUCACCAUUGCACCAAAAUCGAAAAUCGCAAAUCGAAAAUCGAAUCGAAUAAGUUGAGAAAAUAAUAAAAAGCCAAAAUCAAAAUCGAGCAUCGCCAAAUCGAGCAUCAGAAAUCAAAAACCAAUCACCAAACCAAAUCAAUCGCUAAUCAAAUCCAAGAAUCGAAGCCAAAUCAAAAGCCAAACUAAUCAGUUCAGUUUUCAAAUUCAGAACAAAUGCAACCAAAAUCACAAAAUUGUCCAAAGCGAAACACCCCACACAAGGUUAGCAAAAAAGUUCAAGAAUACCAAAGAAAAACCAAACCAUAAGCCAACAAAAACAAAAAACAAAAGACUUAAAGAAAACAAAAAGAAAAACCAAAAAAAUGAAAAAUCGAAGAGGAAAAGCCAACCAAAAAACCGACACAAAAAUCAAUGAAAAUUUUUCGAUUCAGACAUUUUGCUCAAAAGAAUUUGCACAGCAUUUUAACAUGAUUUCAAAGUCUCUUUCGAGGGUCUCCAUUUCUUGAUUAUUUAUUAUUAUAAUUACCAAUCACCUGCCUGCCAACUUUCACCUUUCUUUCACCACCCAACCACCUGAGAUCACCUGAGAACACUCUCGAAGUUGCACUUUUCUCACCACCACACCUGUUCCAGGGGUCUUUUAGUUUUCCGUUUCUCACAAAUAGGUUCUGUUUCUCACCUCAAUCGCACCUUAAAAUCACCUCUAUAUCACUUUCACGUGAAAUACUCAAGACACUUUCGAAAUCAUAUUGUAGAGCACCCGCAUAUCCUGCCCACCUGAAUCACCUGCUAUCCUUUAUUCUCCAUCACUCCGUCCACCCCCUGUACUGCUAAUAAUUCCACAACUUUUUCCAGCUCGACACCAAAAAAUAAGAGAAAUAUGAAUGGGAAAUAUAAAUAUGAAAUGGAAAGAAGUUCUAGAAAGGUCACACAUCCAAUUCCCAUGACAUACAGCUUCCUGAAUAUUUUAUUUCGAACUGUUUCGGGUUGAGAUUUGAUGCGUGUUCUCUGCAGUUGAAAUUUUUGGUACUUGAAACUUUUUACUUUUGUUUACACUGUUGGCUUAACUUUUCUGCCCAUCUUGGCUUUUUCUAGUUUCUAAAUUCUAGUUUCUACUUUCUAGUUUCUGGCUUUUGUUUUUUUUUUCGUCCUGUUUUGUAUUUUUGUGAGAAUCCUUUGGGGGGUGUUGGGGGAGGGAGGCUCAUCGGGAGGCCACUCGGGAAUCCAGGUCUGAACAGCAAAUAUGCUAACUAGUUGGCUUUGGCAGGACUCUGUGAGUGUCUCUAGCCCAUCUUGUUUCUUGUGUACACUGAAAAAGAUUCUAAUUACUCAAUGGAAGGGCAAAAGAGUCAGGGGGAGCAGUAGUCUGGUUCUGAAAUUUAAAUAUUUCUUGCCUAGAGUUCUUCGAGUGUACGGCUGUCGCUUUUAAACCUCUGCUUUUGAGUUUUAUGCAAAGUAAAUUUUACAUAAUUGUCAGUACUAGGAAAACACACUCACACACACAUAAAGAUAUAUAUAUUUAUAUGCAAAUGACAGGACCAGGAGCAGGAGCCGAAGAAGGAGCAGGAGCCGAGGACAAUGACUAAUUUUGCUGUCAUUGUUGGUGGCGUAACACAAAAAGGAGCAAAAUAUAAAAAAUUAAGGGAUAGAGUAGGAAGCUGCAGAACAUUACUAUCAUAUCUUACAAAUUGUGCCUCACAUAUACAUACAUACAUACAUACAUACAUGCGAAGAGGGAUGUAUGUGUACAUCCUUUCAAUUAUUCGAUAUGUAUGUGUUAGAGUCCUUCUGUUCUUUUAUUCUGUAGACUCCGACCAGUGGGAUGGGCCUUACCCUUGUUUUCAUUUCUGACCAUGUGACCAUGUGACCAUGUGUGUUUGUGUAUCCUUGGCCCGCAUCAAGUUAACUUUCAUCCCCCCAGCUCCACAGCUCCACCGCCCUCUAGUCCCACUCCCCCACUUCCUAGCCUUCUCCCCCCAUUUGUCUUAUGCUUUUGUGCGCUCCGCUCAAUGUUCGUAAUCUUUUGGUCUUUUCUUCAUCAUCGUUUAGCUUGAUGUGGUUCUCCCCGACUUAAUCAGUUUUACUAUUGUUUGUUUUUACCAAAGAACCAAAGAACACCCCCUAACACACACACACCCUCGCACACACAUCCAUAUCCCCCUUUUUCCAAUGCGGAGUGGAGUGUGUAUGUAUAAUUUUUGGCACCAACAGUUGCGGUCAACAGAGUAGGGCUUCAUACAUGUACAUCCCGAAUUGAAAGGUUAAGACAGACUGUAUUAUUAUUGUUGUAUUUGUUUACCGUCUCCGUUAUAAUCUCUAUCCUUGCUCCUUCUUGGUUGGCCGAGGUUGGCCCCCAAAAAGUAUGCUAUGAUUUUUGUUUUCUGCUCAGCGGACAGGAACUGGCAAUUAUAUUGCUCAUGUGUGUCUCUGGGCGGAUUCUGACACAAACGCUACAUCAUGCCGACUAUUUAAGCCAUAUAACCACCACCCCCUCCCCUCUCCAACUACCCCCCCUGAGUCUAUCAGCCGCCUCCCUCUCUGCCUCUCAAGGGCAAUAUUCUUCUGCAUCAUUAACCCGCCAUGAGAAACGAGCCACAGUCAUGCACCAGUCACGGUCAGCUUAACCCAUUGACAACAGCUUAACCCAAGCGCUGCUAUCUUGUAAAAUUUCCACAAAAUCGAAUCAAUACCCACGGCUGGCUGCCCGAAAUUAAUUUGGCUUUAAGGCGCUCCUCUUUAAGUGAAACAAAUGCCUGCUCCUCAGCCUCGACUUAAUUUUAACCUAAUCCCUGAGAGUGUGUGGGUGUGUGGGUGCGGGGGUGUGUGUGGGUGUGUGUGUUCCACAGCCUCCACACUCGUCUAUUGCGGGUUAAUUCCCCAAGACGUAUUAGCCCUCCGCCAGUUAUCCAACUCAAUUAAUCUCGGCAGUGACUCUGACUUUACAAAAUUGAUAGCUUCGUGCCGGGUAGGCGUGGCCGACGCCCCUUUUAGUGAUUUAUACUAGCCAGUGUUUAGGUUCUUUCUCGAUUUGUUGAUUUUUAAAGCGAACUAACUUUAAAUGGCUCUGCGGAUUAGCAACUUUGGUGGAGCUAAUUAUUUUUCCAGCUGCAAACUUUCAAACAUUUGAGGUGAAACGCAACUUUGCU
This is a messenger RNA of Drosophila ananassae, 6218 nucleotides long. Its product is annotated as chromatin modification-related protein EAF1. NCBI's taxonomy places the organism in Eukaryota, Metazoa, Arthropoda, Insecta, Diptera, Drosophilidae. The record is from RefSeq and is a predicted model, not a curated record. The transcript is spliced from 2 exons. The coding region runs from base 1814 to 2995 and encodes 393 amino acids.